This is a messenger RNA of Camelina sativa (false flax), 453 nucleotides long. The record is from RefSeq and is a predicted model, not a curated record. NCBI's taxonomy places the organism in Eukaryota, Viridiplantae, Streptophyta, Magnoliopsida, Brassicales, Brassicaceae.
AUGGGAGAAACUGCCGAUACAAUCUACACCACCGUCCUAACGCCGCAGCCUGAAUCAGAAAGCUCUAAAAAACGCAGUUCUGACGCAACAUCCCCAAAAGUCGAAGCAGAACCAGAGAAGAAACAUGGAGGAAGCACCAUGCUCUCCGUUUGGCCACCGACUCAGUUAAGCCGCGAUUACCUCUUGAAUAUGCUCAUCAAUAUAUUAUCCAAAGACUCGUGCCUCUCCAAGAGAUACGGAACGCUUAACCCUGAGGAAGCGUCCGCCCUUGCGAAAUCUAUCGAGGAAGAUGCUUACGUCGUCGGAUCAAACCUCGUGUCGAGUGAUGGGAUUAAAAAUCUUGAGGCCUAUACCGAAGAGAUUAGCUAUCGUAUCAAUAAAUGUGCGAAGGACCAAUGGAAGAAGAAGAUGAAUGCAAGAUGCAGUUCCGUUCCUGAACUUGAGGAGGCUUAA